Messenger RNA from Poecilia latipinna (sailfin molly), 961 nucleotides. Its product is annotated as myeloid-associated differentiation marker homolog. The coding region runs from base 29 to 904 and encodes 291 amino acids. Lineage: Eukaryota; Metazoa; Chordata; Actinopteri; Cyprinodontiformes; Poeciliidae. Gene Ontology annotation, cellular component: membrane. The transcript has 2 exons. The record is from RefSeq and is a predicted model, not a curated record.
GCAGGCCGACGGCAGUAUCACAGUCAGGAUGGUUACGCUGGAUGUUAAGACGCUUACGGUACCUGUGGGUAUUUUGAGGAUACUGGCAGUCGUUUUCACGUGCGUCACUUUCAGCUUGGUUGCAUCUGUGGGCCAUAUAGGCGGCUCAUUUUGGUCAUGGUGCAUGUUCUCUUGGUGCUUCUGUUUCUCUGUCACCCUCAUCAUUCUGGUCCUGGAGUUCACCAGCCUCAGCUCGAAGCUGCCCAUCUCCUGGGAUGAUUUUACCACCGCUUUUGCCAUGUUGGCCACCCUAAUGGUGCUCACAGCGUCCCUCCUCUACUCCAUCAUCUUCACUUGUAGAACAUGUGGUGAACACACUUGUAGUACUUGUGGCAAAGAUAUUGCGGCCUGCGUUUUUUCCUUCCUGACCUUCAUCCUCUACGCUGUCGAGGUUGGACUGACUCGGGCCAAGCCUGGUGAAAUCAGUGGGUUUCUCUCCACUGUGCCGGGCCUGCUCAAAGUUCUGGAGGCCUUCGUGGCCUGCAUCAUCUUCAUCUGUGUGGACCUUUUGCGGUACAACUUGCUUCCAGGUCUCCAGUGGUGUGUUGCUGUCUACUCCAUUUGUUUCAUUAUUUCCCUCCUCAUCAUUAUUUUAACUAUCGGCCGCCUGCUGUCCCGCUUCCCUGCACCUUUUAACAAAGUUCUGAUCGUCUGCAAUGUGCUGGCCGUGCUAAUGUACAUCACAGUUGCCGUCAUCUGGCCUUUCUACAUCUUUAAGUUAUAUCCCAGACCAAACUCCUGCCCUGUGGACUGUGAGUGGAGUUUGGCUGUUGUUAUCACUUUCAUGACGUAUUUCAACCUGAUUGCUUAUAUCGUUGACACAGUAUAUUCUUUCAGGUUGGUUUUCUUCACCACUCCAGCAUAAGCACAUAGUUGCAUUGAUCUGAAUAAGGAGAUUUUGUUCCUGCUGAAACUUUGCUUU